AUGAUGACGGACCAUGCAGAUUCGGACGACAGCUCCUCUGAUUCCAGUUACUCAAAGGUGGACUUUUACGAGGUUAUGAAUGAAGUGCCUGAGAACUAUAAAGGCAAAGUAGAUGAGCUGAACAAAAUAUUACAAGAUAAAAACCAAGAUAUAAAUCGUCUAAAAGAAUUAGCUAUUAGUGACGGAGGAUUAGUGAUAAGUUUAGUACGUAGGGAAGCAUGGAAGCUGAUAUUGAAUUUGCCAAGUACUGAUGAACAAUUAUAUCCAUUGGAAAUUAUUAAAGACCAUCCUGAAUACCAUCAAGUUGAUAUGGAUGUGAGGAGGUGCUUAAAAAGAUUUCCGCCUGGUAUAUCAUAUGAGAAAAUUGGUGUAUUGCAAAAAGAAUUAAUAACAAUUAUACUGAGUGUAAUUAAAGAAAAUCCAGACCUAAAAUACUACCAAGGUUAUCACGAUGUCGCUGUUACUUUUCUUAUAGAAGUAGGACAAAAUGAAGCAUAUAGUAUAAUGAAGCAUCUAUCAUCAAACCAUCUAAAAGAAUUUCUAAAGCCAACCAUGGAGGAAACAUCAUAUUUACUGUUGCACGUUUUUCCGUUGAUUAAAAAACUCAAUCCAGAAUUGGAAGAAUUUAUUGAAAAGUCUGGUAUUGGUACAAUAUUUGCUCUGCCGUGGUUGAUAUCAUGGUUUAGCCAUAGCUUAGACCAACACUCGAAAGUAGUAAGAUUAUUCGAUUACUUUCUAGCAUCACCAAAAGAAAUCAUCUUGUAUGUUAUAGCGCAGUUAAUAUAUUCCAGACGUGAUGAAGUCUUAAACACUGAGUGUGACAUGGCUGGUGUUCACACGGUGUUAUCGAAGAUUCCAGAAAGCCUAAAUUUUGAAAUAAUAUUGAAUGAAGCUACAAAAAUGCACAAAGAAUAUGAUCUUUCAAACGUCAAAGAUGAAGUUGAGGAAAGAGUAAAACUAGAAGCUAAGUUAUUAAAAGAUCAACGGGACGAAAAUGCAAAGCGGAAAAAAGACAAGAGAUUUGCCAGAAAUCAGGAACAUCAAGAACAGCCAGCUUUUAACAGAGCUUUCCGAUAUGUACCCAUAUGGAUUAGACCUAGAAUGAGAUUUGGCCUGUUAUUUUUCGGAUUUAGUUUGGCUGCCGGGCUUUGGGCUGUUUUUAAAUCAAAUAACAAUUAA
Macrosiphum euphorbiae (potato aphid) is the source of this 1179-nucleotide messenger RNA. The record is from the annotation of a GenBank genome assembly. NCBI's taxonomy places the organism in Eukaryota, Metazoa, Arthropoda, Insecta, Hemiptera, Aphididae.